Molecule: messenger RNA, 969 nt
Organism: Musa acuminata AAA Group (dessert banana)
Lineage: Eukaryota; Viridiplantae; Streptophyta; Magnoliopsida; Zingiberales; Musaceae
Product: NAC domain-containing protein 45-like
Exons: 3
Coding region: 38-775 (245 amino acids)
Biological process (GO): regulation of DNA-templated transcription
Molecular function (GO): DNA binding
Source: RefSeq, a predicted model, not a curated record
AAGAGGUAGAAAGAAACAAAGGAAGCAGGGAGAGACAAUGGCUCCCAUGGGUCUUCCGCCAGGCUUCAGAUUCCAUCCCACAGACGAGGAGCUGGUGAAUUACUAUCUCAAGAGGAAGAUCCAUGGUCUCAAGAUCGAGCUGGAAAUAAUCCCAGAAGUGGAUCUCUACAAAUGUGAGCCAUGGGAUUUAGCAGGGAAAUCAUUCUUGCCAAGUAGGGAUCCAGAAUGGUACUUCUUCGGACAACGAGAUCGGAAGUAUCCCAAUGGUUUUCGCACGAACCGCGCAACGAGAGCUGGAUACUGGAAGUCGACCGGGAAGGACCGACGGGUUUGCCAUCAGAAUCGAGCCAUCGGCAUGAAGAAGACAUUGGUCUACUACAAAGGCCGAGCUCCUCAAGGAGUGCGUACCAGCUGGGUGAUGCAUGAGUACCGUCUCGAUGAUAAGGAGUGCGAGGAUACAGUGGGACUUCAGGAUUCAUACGCCCUGUGUCGGGUUUUCAAGAAGACUGUUGCAUGCACAACAGGUGAAGAACAAGGGCAGUGCAGCUCAACGCUGGCGGAGAGCUUGCGAGACUCCAUGGCCGAGAUCGAGACGCACUCACCUGAUAUGCCCCUGGGGUCGUCGUCACUGCGCGUAGAUGAUGACCAUGAUGGCGAUGAUGAAGCAAAGGACGAUAGUUGGAUGCAGUUCAUCAUCGACGAUGCGUGGUGCUCCAACGUAUCAAACAACGACGGCGGCGACGAGCCUUCAUGUGUGGCUGCUGUUGCCAAUUGAUGCUUCGUUCUUCGUUUCUAAAGGCUUCCUAUUGUGGUGAACAUGAUGCACUUGGGGUGUAAUUGUAUUGUAGUAGCAUGUCGAUAAUCUACAUUAAGUAUGUGCUUAAUUAGACUGAUAAGUAAAUGUUCAGCAAGUUUGCAAAGCAUGUAGCUAGAAUUAAUUGGGUGGGAAUUAAAGGAUGUAAAAGAACA